Cloeon dipterum is the source of this 1326-nucleotide messenger RNA. Its product is annotated as lysosomal acid phosphatase-like. The transcript is spliced from 7 exons. Bases 62 to 1237 code for a protein of 391 amino acids. The record is from RefSeq and is a predicted model, not a curated record. Gene Ontology annotation, molecular function: phosphatase activity. Lineage: Eukaryota; Metazoa; Arthropoda; Insecta; Ephemeroptera; Baetidae. Gene Ontology annotation, biological process: dephosphorylation.
AGGCCGUGGUGCUCGUCAGUCGUCAGCACUGCGCUCCGACUCCACGGUCAGGCCACGUACCAUGGAGAGCGCACCUGGAAAAGGUGCUCUGGUCGCCGGCCUACUAAUUUUCGCAACAGCUUCUCUGGCUGUGCCGCUUGCGGCGCCUCCGCCUUCCUCGACAUUGAAACCAGGCGAAGGUUUAGUGCGUCAAGUGCAUGCUAUUUUUCGUCAUGGAGAAAGAACACCCGCGGACACCUAUCCUAAUGAUCCACUUAUCAACGAAACAUACAGUCCAUUUGGUUGGGGGCAGUUGACUCUGAAUGGCAAGAGGCAGGUGUAUUCCCAAGGUCAGUGGUUGAGACAACACUACCAUAAACUGGUUGGAGACGACUACUCGGCGGCCUACACACAAAGCACAGACGUGGACAGGUCGUUGAUGACCGCUCAGUUGGUGCUCGCAGCGCUCUUCCCGCCCACCCCAUACCAGGAGUUUGAACCUGGAUUGCGUUGGCAGCCGGUGCCUGUGCACACCAUACCAGUUCAUUUGGACAAUCAGCUCUUAUUAGUCCGAGUGCCGUGCCCGAGGUACUACGAGGAAAGAGAUAGAGUGAAGAAAAUACCCCCAACCAGCGAACUCCUCGAGAAAAAUAAGGAACUUUUGGAAAAAUGGACCACCAUCACGGGUUUGCCGGUGGAUAAUCUCGAUGAAGUUAUGAGUGUUUACAGCACACUUUUAGCACAGUCCCGGUUUAACUUGACUCUGCCACCAUGGACAAAGGAAUAUUUUCCUGAAGCUUUCCUCAACAUGACCAGUACCAGUUUCCUUGCCACUGUGCAAACUCCUACCUUGAUUCGUCUUAAAGCUGGGCCUCUCGUGAACAACAUCCUGAAAGAGUUUGAGAAGGAAGCUGAUCAGCAACAAAAAGUGAAAAUGUUCCUUUACUCUGGACACGAUUCCACCGUCGCCAACAUCCUCGCCGCGCUCGGCCUCUACAAAACCCCCUACAUCCCUGGCUAUAGUGCUCUCGUGCUUCUGGAGCUUGUUGAACCUAGUCCAGGAAAAUUCUUUGUUAGGGUUUUCCGUCGAUCUGAAGAAAACCCCGAUGCAGAGCUGCUUCAGAUUAAAGGUUGUGACAUUGAAUGCCCGCUAGAGAAGUUCAAGGAGUUGACUGAGCCAAUUCGUCCUGUCAAUUGGCAGGAAGAGUGCAAAGCUAUUAACCAAGACUUUGUUGCUCCUCCUCCCCUUCCACCCUAAAAAAAUCAGACAAGACACUGCCACAUAAUGUAGUGUUGCAAUACUUUCUCAGAGUUGAAUAAAUUUGAUAAUUUUUCAGUCAAAUGAGA